This is a messenger RNA of Medicago truncatula (barrel medic), 1163 nucleotides long. Its product is annotated as selenium-binding protein 1. The coding region runs from base 239 to 739 and encodes 166 amino acids. The transcript has 2 exons. The record is from RefSeq and is a predicted model, not a curated record. Lineage: Eukaryota; Viridiplantae; Streptophyta; Magnoliopsida; Fabales; Fabaceae. Gene Ontology annotation, molecular function: selenium binding.
UAGGCCUAAGCUCAGAUUCUAAGAAAUACUUUUGUACUUCAUUUAAUUCCAUCUUUCGAUCUAUCUUGUAUAUGUGAAGCAUUGUGUGAAAGGUGGCAUAAUUAGGACCAAUUUAUCAUAAAUGCAGGUAAGGCUUCUGUAACAUGGUAAGAUUUUUCAAGAACCAAGAAGAGUUGUGGAGCAAUGAGGUUGCAGUAUCAGUGAAACCAUUGAAAGUGCAAAAUUGGAUUCUUCCAUAAUGCCUGGUCUUAUAACUGAUUUUCUGAUAUCUCUCGAUGCUCGGUUUGUGUACUUCAUGAAUUGGUUGCAUGGUGAUAUAAGACAAUAUAACAUCGAGGACCCUAAACAUCCUAUGUUGACUGGCCAAGUAUGGUUUGGUGGACAGUUCCAGAAAGGAAGCUCUAUAGUUGUCACAACAGAAGAUGGUAAUACUUGGCAAUCUUAUGUUCCAUACAUUCAGGGAAAUAAGUUGAGAGGAGGUCCUCAAAUGAUUCAGCUGAGUUUAGAAGGGAAGAGAUUAUAUGUCACAAACUCACUCUUUAGUGCAAAUAAACAAGUUUAUCAGGAGCUUAUAGAAAAAGGAUCACACAUGUUACAGAUUGAUGUUGAUUCUGAAGAAGGUGGGAUCAAAAUUAACCCCAAAUUCUUUGUUGACUUUGGAACUGAGCCUAAUGGUCCCUCCCUUGUACAUGAGAUGAGAUAUCCUGGUGGUGAUGGCACUUUAGAUAUAUGGAUCUAAUAGUUAUGUUACGCCACUUGAGUUAGGCCACAAGGAAUAAUUAACAUUAUCACUUCUUUUUUUUGGAGGAAUAUAUUAUCCAAAGUUAUAGACUUGUGGAUAUAUACAGUAUAUAUGAUAUAUGAUGUAAGUAGAUAUGUCAUGGUUGCACGGUAAUAAUUACUCCAAAACAAAGCAGUUACUCUAAUGUUAAAUAGCACUUGUCCACUUGCAAUUUUAGAUAGUUUAGGUCCAUAACUAGCGAGUCUUAUUGAUGAAAAAAAAUAGGGAUGAAAACAAUCAAAUCAUCCUUGGCUUGACAAGUGUGAAAUAAAUUCAAGUCAUGUCCUCACUUUAUCAUAGUAAAAUAGUCAAAUGAAGUCGACAUACCUGUCAAUCAAGUGCAUUUGAAGGUCAAUUGUCUAAGGUAACAGGUAAGGAAACU